AUGGACAAUUGUAGAGUCGAAAUCAUAGAAGCACCCGCGCCAGUGCUGAACGAGCCCGAGCCCAUGGAGGAGACGGCCAACAACUCCGACGUCGAAUACGUCGAUUUCUGCCAAGAAUACGUCCUCAACAUCGACUUAGAUAAUGAACGAUUAUCUGAUGAUGAAGUUCAAAAACUACUCUCAUCACUCAGUGGUGACUCCUCCGACGACAGAAGCAGCUCGUCCGAGGAUGCGGCGAACGACGCAGCCGAGACUUCGGAUGCGGCGAACGAAGAGGCCGAGACCGCAGAUGCGAUCCAAGCUGCGGAUCGCGCAAACCAUCGGGAGCUCAAUGGGCGGGACGCGGAUCGCUUGCGGCACGGGGGUCAGCGCAACGUCAAUGAUCCGGAGAAUGCGGUUUCCAGGACUACCGCUAAGGUCCCGCUAGUAAAAAGGUCAGGCCGUUACGAGCCGUUGCUUGAUGCAAACGGAAACGUUGAUGCAAAAGCAGCAGAAAACAAUUUUGUAGUGCGCGAGAUUUCGAAGAAAGGGGAAGGCACUAUUGUCGAGAAAGCUCCAUCCUUCAAUCCCCAAAAUGCACUAGCUUUGGCAUACCAGUCACAACUUAAAAAGUAUUGGGAUGAUUUGUGUGGAUUUCUUAAGAAAAACGCGGGCAAUUUCAAGAAACUCGAGCCUUAUUUUGUCAGUGACAAAUGUUGUAGAAACAAUUCUUUUCUAAAAGCUCUGGGCAGCGUCAUCGGCCCACGAUGCUUUGAAAUAUUGGACGAAUGCUACAUAAAUAAGUGGAAGGGGACCGAACUCAAAGAGAAGCUAAAGUCAUACUUAAAUGAACGCUACCCUGAUGAUUCUACCCUAAUCCAGCCAAGCCGCGAUGAUCGAACUAGAAAGGAGGAUGUGCAUGGCAAAUUCGGGGACAACGCCGACGACAAUGCCACCGCCGCUGGUACUGCCGACGCGUCGCAGGGAUGGCAUCAUGUAAGUCAAGCUCACGGGGAGUUGAGUAAAGAAGGCUCAACGAAAGUGGAUGCGACUGUAUCCUGGCGACGUAAACUCCGACGUGCAUCCGUCAAGGUCCGGGUUGUUGCUCGAUUUCGGCUCGCCCCGGGCGAGCGUAUUCCUGACCGCUUGGAAGAUAUCCCUCCGUGGAUAAAAAAACGUAGCGACCGUCAAGAGAUCUCCGAAAUUCAGCAGUCAUCAUUACAAAAAAUUGAUGCUCUCGAGGACUCUGAAAAAAUGGGUCAUCUUUGGAACUGUGGUCGCGAGAUUGGAGAAAGUGAUUUGUCAGAGCACCCUUGCAAAGAUUUGAUCGUUGAUUCUCUGGGCAAUCUCAGGCUAUUGAAAGCGCGUGUUUCAUUGAGUUCUCAAACCGAUGAUACUGAUGAAGAUGAGUCUAAGCAUAUCGGUCGCAUCAUUCAGGAUUUAAAUUUUCUCAAGAACUUCAUCCUUCAAUUUGAAGAGGUAUACAUCAAAACUAGAGGUGAACUCAAGCGCCAGCACCUCAUUUUCAAGGAAACUCGUAAGUGGCAAACGCUAAGCGAGCGGGGGGAGAAACGCAACUUGAAGGAAACCGCUGAAGAUGGUGCAUCCAAGAAGCUUAAAGUUACUGAACUACCCUCGAGGAUUAUUCCCUGA
Aureococcus anophagefferens is the source of this 1632-nucleotide messenger RNA. RefSeq lists its product as hypothetical. The coding region runs from base 1 to 1632 and encodes 543 amino acids. Lineage: Eukaryota; Pelagophyceae; Pelagomonadales; Pelagomonadaceae. The transcript has a single exon. The record is from RefSeq and is a predicted model, not a curated record.